Struthio camelus australis is the source of this 2527-nucleotide messenger RNA. Lineage: Eukaryota; Metazoa; Chordata; Aves; Struthioniformes; Struthionidae. The record is from RefSeq and is a predicted model, not a curated record.
AUGAAACGCCUUGGGGGCCAGGAAGCACAGGGCAAGGUGGAGCCUUUGGAGGCAAGCAAGCUUGUGCUUGCAGCGUGGGGAGAAGUCGGGGCAGACGUUUCUAAGGGUGGUUUUCCCUCUGCAGGGUGUCCCAUGGGCAACAGCAGCAGCCGGCUGUACAGCGCGCUCGCCAGGACGCUGAGCAGCAGCGCCGUGCCCCAGCACCGGGACUGCUUGGGGCAGCCCGACCCAGCGCAGCUGGACCCCAUCGACCCCAAGGACCUGCUGGAGGAAUGCCAGAUGGUGCUGCAGAAGCGCCCGCCCCGGUUUCAGCGGGACUUUGUGGACCUGAAGGCAAGCGCCGCCAGCAGCCACCGCCCCAUCAGGGUCAUGCAGUGGAACAUCCUCGCCCAAGCUCUCGGAGAAGGCAAAGACAACUUUGUUCAGUGCCCCAUGGAAGCUCUGAAAUGGGAAGAAAGGAAGUGCCUCAUCCUGGAGGAAAUCCUUGCGUACAAACCCGAUAUCUUGUGCCUGCAAGAAGUCGACCACUACUUCGACACCUUCGAGCCGCUCCUCAGCCGGCUGGGCUACCAGUGUACUUUCUUCCCAAAGCCGUGGUCCCCGUGCCUAGAUGUGGAGCAGAACAACGGGCCGGAUGGCUGCGCCUUGUUUUUCCUGAAGGACCGCUUUGAGCUCAUCAACAGUGCUAAUAUUCGGCUAACUGCAAUGAAGCUGAAAACCAACCAAGUGGCCAUAGCUCAAACGCUGAAGUGCCAUGAAACUGGAAGAGUGUUCUGCAUUGCUGUCACUCACCUGAAAGCUCGUACCGGCUGGGAGAGGUUUCGGUCUGCGCAAGGCUGUGAUCUUCUCCAGAACCUGAAGAAUAUUACCCAAGGAGCAAAGAUCCCUCUGAUAAUCUGCGGGGACUUCAACGCGGAGCCAACCGAGGAAGUCUACAAAGAGUUUUCAAACUCCAGCCUCAAUUUAAACAGUGCGUACAAGCUGCUGAGCCCCGAUGGGCAGUCGGAGCCGCCGUACACCACCUGGAAGAUCCGGCCCUCGGGCGAGUGCCGGCACACACUGGAUUACAUCUGGUAUUCGCAGCAUGCCUUGAAUGUGAACUCAGCUCUGGGCUUGCUGACUGAAGAGCAAAUUGGGCCCAACAGGCUGCCAUCGUUCAAUUACCCUUCAGAUCACCUGUCUUUGGUGUGUGACUUUAGUUUUAAUCAAGACCCUGACAGGCUGUUAUAAUUUGCUGGAAUGCUGCCUGGUAUUGCAGUGUCUUAAUUCACCACUUUAUUUUAAAGAGAACUUUUGAAGCUGGAAACUAUUUAAGGUGAGGAAAUACUGUUGACUAAACACUUUUUUCAGGCACUCGUUUGGAAUUACACUUGCCAUUCAGAGCUUGUUAAUCUGAAGCCUCCACGGGAGGGAGGGAGGAAGGAAGGAAGGAGGAGGCAGCGUUCUUGUUGUGUGUGUCCUUGCCACAUCAGGGUUUGAAAGGAGGAAGGAAAGUAAGUUUCUCCUUUCGCUAACCCCUCUGUCCAAGGCUUUAAUCCUCUAAUGAAUGUGGAGGCUCUCCAUGUUUAAAUUAAAAAUCACUCGUGUAUGUAAAACAACUUGCCCUGACAGCAUGCUAAUUUUAUUUAUUUCAUGUUAAGCUUGUACAAGUACCAAAGGGAAUGAGGCUUGACUACUCAGUAAGUUUUUUUAUCGUUUGCAGUAUGAAGGAAGGUGAAUGUAUUUUAGACACGAACAAUUCCAAGCUCAUACGAGCAUUGUCUUCUCAUUUUUUUAAAGUGACUUGAGAUGAAAGUUUUGCUAAAAAUGAAUGGAUAAUAGCUUUCCAAAGCACAGCAUGAGGAAGGCCCCCUCCAGUAAGAGCAGGUGAGAAAAUGGAGGCUCACUGCAGUACAUCCUAUAGGAAUAGCCUCACAUUUCCAGAAGAACAUGCAUGUGUCUAGUACAGACAUAGAGCCCAUAGUGUACACAGUAACUGGUAUCUUGUUUCUUCUGUACCUCCCUUCAGUGGACACACCUAGCAGGUAGAGUUUUCUUGUCUGCUUCGAGUCUUACUUUUCUGAAUGGUUUGAAUUUGUAGUCUGGUCAGUCAGCCUUCCCGUUUCAGUAGAGGGCCAAUCUUCCUGUUGUAAACCGUUCUUUUGUCUAUCUUCAGAAUCUAAUGCUACACUGGAACCUGUUACAAGAUAACAUUAAUUUAUUGAGAAAAGCUGGUGAUCCUGUAUCUGACUUGAAAUCAUACAGGAGCAGUGCCUGGGAGCCCAGACAGGUCCCCCGACGAAGCGCCGAGGCUACGCCAGAGCUGCGUUAGCAGAGGGACGUGUAUUUGGAGGGGUGCUCUUGGCCGUGAUGUAGCCCUGGGAUAUAUGGAUUGUAAACAUGGCACUGUGCAGGAAAAGGGGGAAGGGAGAGGAGGGAAGAGACUGUGGUUGGAGUAGGGCUGAUGCUAGACAGUUGGGGAAGAUGAGGCAGAGCAAAUAAAGCAGUACUUCCAUGUAAAGUGAGGCCCAUAGUGUUCCCAGGUGUU